Molecule: messenger RNA, 1280 nt
Organism: Tachysurus vachellii
Lineage: Eukaryota; Metazoa; Chordata; Actinopteri; Siluriformes; Bagridae
Product: olfactory receptor class A-like protein 4
Exons: 4
Coding region: 179-1171 (330 amino acids)
Biological process (GO): G protein-coupled receptor signaling pathway
Cellular component (GO): membrane
Molecular function (GO): G protein-coupled receptor activity
Source: RefSeq, a predicted model, not a curated record
CUAAAGACACAACUCUGCUUGGGAUUGGACAUAUCGGCCCUGAAGAGGAGGGGUCUAAUGUAGGCAGUGAAGCAGAAAACAUUGAGAUGAGCACUAUCUGGUAGAACUUGGUAGAAGAAUUAUCUCUGUCUAACAGGUCAUAGGAUAGAUUAAUUCAUUAUUAUACGAUUUAUUCAGGAUGAUCGCUAAUAAAACUGUCACAUUGGUUAAAAAGACACCAGCAGGUCAGUUAACAGGUGUUACGAUGGCUUUAUACGUAGCCCUGGUGUUGCUUGGGAUUUUGGGAAACGCCAUGGUGAUCUUGGUGGUAGGGGACAGUAUUAUUCGGGAGCGUGGAGGAGGACGCAACUCUGACAUGAUCCUGGUCAACAUGGCUUUAUCUAACCUGCUGGUGUCGGUAGUGAGGAACAUCCUGCUGGUCACCUCAGACUUUGGACUCGAGGUGUUACCUGGUAAGAACUGGUGUCAGUUCCUGAUGGGUGUGUGGGUCUGGCUGCGUUCAGUGAAUGUUUGGUCGACGCUUUUUCUCAGCGUGUUCCAUUUUUACACUUUGAAAAGGAUCGGUCCUCCGAUCGCUAGUCUAAACUCAUCCCGUGGUCCUCCUAAAGCCCUACUAAUGUGCUUCAGUCUCAUCUGGGGUCUUAAUCUGCUCUACUCGGUCCCUGCUUUUGUGUACUCUACAAAUGGAGGCAAGAACGCCACUGAGACAUUGAUGUUAGUGAGCAGUACAACACGUCCAUUACUGGGCUGCUUGUGGGAUUUUCCCUCCACUUACAGUGGGCUUGCAUUUGCCACAACAUCCAUGGUGAUCCAUGAGGUCAUCCCACUUUUCCUCAUGAGCAGCACCAACCUGGGCUCACUCCUCAUACUGUACGCACACGGGAACGCACACAACAUUGCCAGUAAGGAUCAAGACGCUCCUAUUCUACGCAGAGUGCCAGCUGAGAGGCGUGCAGCCAAGGUCAUUCUAGCCUUGAUCAUUUUGUUCAUCAUUUCCUGGGGUGCCAGUGUCAUCUCGGUGAACUACUUUAACUACAACCGUGGUGCCUCAUCUGCGCACAUGCUGAUUCUUGCACGUUUCUCCAACAGUGCCUUCAUCGCCUUCUCCCCCGUCAUACUGGCUGUGGGUCACCGCAAACUCAGAGAGUUCAUAAAGUCUAUCGUGAAGUAAAGACAGAAAGAUUACAGUGCAUCUAAGCAAGUCUAAAAGCAUGUCUGUACAUCAGUUUAUUAUCCGACAGCCUUAAAAUAAAUUAAACAUUUUAAUGGAUCCAAUAAAC